CAGCCCUGGGCACGGGGGUGGGGGUUGCAGAGCGAUCGGUGUGUGUGUGACUCACAAGGGGUCGUCCUCUCUCCGUCUACUUCACUCGCUCACUCGGCCCGUCUCUCGCUCUUGCCACCAACGCCGCAGCAGCCGCCGUCGUCCGCGAGUGCCCGUGUGCCGAAGCUGUUGCCGCGAGUUCGUAGGGGCGAGUGAACGGAGACGACGCCGAGAUGGAAGCCAUCAAGAAGAAGAUGCAGAUGCUGAAGGCGGAUAAGGAGAACGCCAUCGACCGGGCCGAGCAGGCCGAGACGGACAAGAAGGCGGCGGAGGAGAAGGCUCACAGCGUGGAGGACGAGCUGCAGGCGCAGCAGAAGAAGCUCAAGGGCACCGAGGACGAGCUGGACAAGUACUCCACGUCGCUCAAGGACGCGCAGGAGAAGCUCGAGCAGGCCGAGAAGAAGGCGGCCGACGCCGAGGCUGAUGUGGCGUCGCUGAACAGGCGCAUCCAGCUGGUGGAGGAGGAGUUGGACAGGGCCCAGGAGCGUCUCUCCACCGCUCUCCAGAAGCUCGAGGAGGCCGAGAAGGCGGCUGAUGAGAGCGAGAGAGGCAUGAAGGUGAUAGAGAACAGGGCUUCCAAGGAUGAGGAGAAAAUGGAACUGCAGGAGAUCCAACUGAAGGAAGCCAAGCACAUCGCCGAGGAGUCCGACCGCAAGUAUGAGGAGGUGGCACGUAAACUCGUCAUUCUUGAGGGAGACCUCGAGCGGACAGAGGAACGUGCCGAAGUUGCCGACGCCCAAGUCAGGCAGCUGGAGGAGCAGCUAAGAAUUCAGGAUCAGCACUUGAAGGGCCUCAUGGCUUCUGAGGAGGAGUAUUCGCAAAAGGAGGACAAAUAUGAAGAAGAAAUUAAAAUUCUUACUGACAAGCUGAAGGAGGCUGAGACCCGUGCCGAGUUUGCCGAGCGUUCGGUAGCCAAGCUGGAGAAGAGCAUUGACGACCUGGAAGAUAAACUGGGUCACGCCAAGGACGAGAACCUGAAGCUGAACCAAGCCCUGGAACAGACCCUGCAGGAGUUGCACAACUUGUAAGGGGGGGGGGGUGGCGUCAAACCUUCGGCCCACCCGCCUGCCCACCCGCACGGUCCUCUUCCCGUCAAGGAGAUCCCUCCACCCUUGCACUGCCUCCAGCCACCCUCCCCUCCUCCUACCCCCUCCCCACUACUCCCAUCACAGUGCAUCUAACCCCCCCCCACACCAUCGACAUCGCUGACGCACGACUCUGCACAAACCCAGCACCUCUCUCAGCCUCUAUCUCUUUCUUCAACUUUGUAAUUGCUCCUUCCUGCAGGACAAUUAAGGGACUGCAUCGGCAGUGUUGUACAAGCACAAACCUAAAAUAUUUGGCUACCUGUCUUUGUUAACACUGCCUUAUAACAUUACUACGAUUGUGACUCUUAUCAUGUCUGCUGUAAGACGGUGUUAAUGGACGUUUUAAGUUUGUCACCACCCCCCCGCCUGUCUGUCGAUCCCUGUCGCUGCGUGACGUUGUGGGUGGGGGGGGUCUGCGUUGUUGGCUUUGCUGGGAAGUUGCUGGCACUCUGUUUGGCACCGGUGGUGGGUGGCGCACAACCACCACCGGCGGCACCACACCUCCCUUCCCGUGCACUCCCACACGUCUGCUACAGAUGGCAGCGUGUGGUUUAGCAGAUAUUGUUUUUAAAUUCGUGGUUGACAUUUUGUCGUUGCUAGCAUUGUGCGUUAGUGACCCAAGCUGAAUCACGGACGUCGCUGCUGCUGCUGUUGUCUCUCCCCCUGUUGGAAUUGGCCGAUGGAGACGCGAACGAAUCUUGGAGACGAUGAGGGGAAUGAAGGCCGAGGUGGUACAUUGUUUGAAGGCCCCCCCCCCCACCCAAAGGGGUUUGUCCCCUCAUCUCAACGCUUCUCACCGCUGGCUCAGAAUUGUCCUGUUGUUAUUCUCACUCUGACUUUGGCCAUAAUUGGAGAUUGAUUUUUUUUUAAUUCGUCACACCUUGUUCGCGAUCGGCACAACUCCCCUCCCUUGUCGUCAGCCUAAAUAAUGGCAAACCGUUAAUUAUCCCUUUUUUAAAAGGUGGAAACCCAUUCCGUUAUCGUUUCAGAUAGACGAUUCAGGUGGGAGUUGGGUGAUGUGAGCGUAGCUGUGCCGUCGAGUCCCGUCUGUUUAGAGUUCGUGAAUGUGAAUUAAGCCUCGUGUGUUUGUGUUCCUAAAAGUAGUUUUUUUUAACCUCGUUGCUUCUGCUCUGGGGGGGGGGGUGGGGUGUGUGAAAGGAGUGCUCCCUUCCAUAACUUCCUUACUAUAUAUGAGAUAUGAUGUCCCCCCCUCCUUGCUUCUUGAAGACCUAAGGUGCACGGCAAUUUCACUGCAAUCUACGCGAGCCUGACGUGAAGGUGAUGGAUUGGUCGCAUCGCACAAUUGCCACGCUUUUUGCCCCAUGCAAUCGGA
Molecule: messenger RNA, 2460 nt
Organism: Lethenteron reissneri (Far Eastern brook lamprey)
Lineage: Eukaryota; Metazoa; Chordata; Hyperoartia; Petromyzontiformes; Petromyzontidae
Product: tropomyosin alpha-3 chain-like
Source: RefSeq, a predicted model, not a curated record